AUUGGAAGGAGGAGGGGGCGAGGAGGAGGAGGAGGCGGCACGGGUGCUGUUUCUCCAGUCUCUUUCCCCUGUCUUUGUCUCACACACUCUUUUGUUAGCCAUGCCUAGCCUGCUGGUUCUAGCAGGGAUCAUGGAGAAAAAUGGGGGCUACGGCGGGGAUCUGGCCGGCUCCGGUUUCGGAACCGAAGGUCUCCUUGUGCCGCCCGAUGAAGAGGAAGACGACUCCCGUGCCCUCAGGGUCGCGCUGGGCCAGUUGUCUCUGCUGGGGCUCGGGGAAGGCGAGGACGUCGGCGGAGCCCCAACAACAGGAGUACAGGAUCGGAGUAACAAUAAUAACAACCACCACAACCACACGAACAACGUCGGAGGUGGCGGGGACACGGCGAUUCUGCAAGGGAAGAGCAAGUUGUGCGCCCUGUAUGAGAGCUCCUCAAGUGAGACGAAAGGACGAGGCUGCAACAUAACAGAAUGCGUCCCAGUGCCCAGCUCUGAACAUGUGGCCGAAAUAGUGGGGAGACAAGGUUGCAAGAUCAAAGCCCUGAGGGCCAAGACCAACACCUACAUCAAAACCCCCGUUAGAGGAGAGGAGCCGGUGUUCUUGAUCACUGGCCGGAAGGAGGAUGUUGCACUAGCCCGUCGUGAAAUCAUCUCUGCUGCAGAGCACUUCUCCAUGCUCCGAGCAUCCCGCAACAAGCUAGGAGUGUCCUUUAGUGGCUCUCCGCCCACACCUUUGCCCGGUCAGACUACCAUUCAGGUGAGAGUGCCAUACCGUGUUGUGGGGCUGGUAGUGGGGCCUAAAGGCUCCACCAUCAAACGCAUCCAGCAGCAAACCUGCACAUACAUCGUCACCCCUAGUCGAGACCGCGACCCCGUCUUCGAGAUCACGGGGUCGCCGAGCAAUGCUGAGCGGGCCCGCGAGGAGAUAGAAGCACACAUCGCCUUCCGAACAGGAGGCCUUCACGACCACAAUAAUGAGAACGACUGUCUGGGGCCAAAUGGUGGAAGCAGCCCAGCGAGCAGUAGCGGUGGUCUGGAGAGCCGACUACAGCAGGUGUGGGGGCUGCAGGGGGGCCAGCGCAAGCCCCUCACCAGCAGCUACCGCCAGAACUUCUCAGAUGCCAUGGUGGGAGGGGGAGGGGGCGGAGGAAGUGAAGGAGGGGGAAUCUACACCAAGAGCAACUUCUCCAGCUCUGGAGAGAAGCCUUGCUCUUACUUUGGAUCAGAUGGUACCCAGAGCUGGGGUGACCCUGACUACCCCAAACAGGUGGCCUUCUAUGCCCAGCAACGCUCCAAGAGCUUCGGAGGCCUCCCUCUCCCCCUGACCAGACUCUCCCCUGGCUUAACCGAGUCCUGCGGAGGUGGAGGAACCAACAACUCUUCAGUCACCAGCAUCGUGCCCGUAUCCGGUUCACCUCAUGCCCAGGCUCGCCGUGCCCACAGCGAGCCCACCUCAGCCGGUGAGGGUUUCCCGGGCCGUCUGCCAGUGCCGGACUCGCCACCGGCCACUGUGCGGGACUGCAUGACCUGCUUUGAAAGCAAAGUGACGGCUGCCUUGGUGCCCUGUGGCCAUAACCUCUUCUGCAUGGAGUGUGCCAUCCGAAUCUGUGAGCUCAACCACCCGGAGUGCCCAGUGUGCCACACCCAGGUCACACAGGCCAUCCGAAUAUUCUCUUAAGGAACCACAUCAGUUUUUAUCAUUAGUUUUGUCAGUGUUUGUUCAAUAAUUAUUUCCUGUUAUUCUGAUUAUUAUUAUAAUACACAUUUUGUUUUUUCAGAAAAUUUUAAAACAAUCAAGCAGAUAUUUUAGAAGGCACUGCUUGCUUUACUAAAAAGUAUAAGAAAUAUUUUUAAGUUUUUCUUUUAUAUAUAUAUAUGCAUAUAUAUUUUAUAAAAGUUUUGUUUAUAAGAGAAGUAUAGUAACUUGCAUUUUCAGUUUUUUGGACUGCUGCUGUUUUUCAUUCAUGAAUCACAGUGUAGGCAGAGGUAGACAGUAAUGUGAACAUUUUAUGAUUCAAAUUUUUAUUUUACCAUGAAGUGGGUUUAUAUGGAAGGAAAGAAGAUGAUUGUUGAGGUACCCAAUCUGCACCCGACUGACCUAGAAAGUUAAUAUUGUUCUUAAAAAAACCCUAGAUUUUUUCAUUGCACCUUACAAUCAUCAUGAUCUAAAAGAGGAUUUCAAUCAAACCUUGAAAUUUUGGGAGCUGACGUGAAGGUGAAUUCAGCCUUUUCAGAUUUACUGUGAUUGUGGUUUUGAUAUAAUUGGUCUAAUAGAUAUUUUAUCAAAUUUAAAAUGUGAAUAGAUUGGUUGUAGCCUUGAAACCCCAACAAAGAACAAAUGAUUGCCCCCUUUUUUUCAGUCUUAUACCUUGAAGUCUUACAAAGCAGAUGAAUCCUAAAAAAGGGAUAGGACACUACAUCAUUUAUUUCCAGUGGUUACUUACAUUUUAUUGGCAUCAUUGUUCAGAGAAAGGCUAAAGCUGUGUUUUAGUAAAAUCUCUUUUCCAGUAGCCAUUGAUUACACUUUGGUCACUGCAGUUUGUUGAAAAGAUUUAGUAAUGCUUGCUCCUCGUGGCACUUGAAAAGCAUGUGGUUCCUCGGUUGGCUUAAAGCACUGAUUUAAUUUGUGAGGCCGAAAGCCUUGGAAUUCUUCCAGUUGGCUAGUUCUCGAUAUCCGUCUCCCCAAUGGACUUGUUUCAAAGCCACCUUAGCCGCGCUUUAUUGUCUCGUGUGGUCAUUUGGCCACAUUCUCUGAACGAUAUAGGACAAAGAAAGAGCUCCAGUCAACAGGCAUUUCUCUGAGGUGUGCACUGUAAAUAAAGAGGAGAAUUAGAAUGUGGACAGAAGCCGAGUAAAACUGUAAAUUGUUUCCCUGAAUCAGCAGCCGACUUCCACUAAAAUAGUUGACACUGUAAAAAACAGAGUCCCCAACCAGUAAUCCUUACUCCCCAAUACUAACAGCAUUAUGUGCGAGCUCUGAGGGGCCAGCUGUCUCCCCUGUAAUUAGCAAAUCUGUACAGGAGCAGGUGUUUCAUGGCACACUGUGGCUGUGACCCCAAGUUGGAGCUCUGGCCUAGCCCCCUUUCUUUCUCUCUUUUCUUUGGCUUUUAUGUCUCCCCCUGCUUACAGUUUGAUCGUUUGGUUUCGAAGGCCUCUCUGAGUGGGGCGUAUUGUCUCGGCCCGGUAGCGGCUUGGGCUGGGGAGUGCUCGGACACGGCCUGGAUCUACUCAUUCAUAAUUAGGCAAAUGGGUUGGUCCAGGUGCGGACCGUGUGGGGACUCAGGGGCUGUAUGAGGAGUAGGACAGGGUCCCGCAGCGAGCCCCUUUCAGCCCCACCUCACUGUUACAAGCACAGAGGGAGCUGGAUGGUGUGGAUGCAGCUGGGCAUAUAGGACCCCCUCCUUCCACUCCCAAUCGCCCCUUCCGCCCCCCCUUUUUCCUCUCCUUUUCUGCCGCUCUGAGCUAUCCCUACUGGGGAGUCGGGGCCUCUUUUGUCCCAAAACACACACACACACAAAAUCUGAAAGACAGUAGUGAAUUUGGCAGCGCCUGUGAAAUAAGGGGAAGCUUAGGAGCAAGAUAAAUUAUCUACAGUUAUCAGGAGGCGCACAAGCUACCUAUUCUCAGUGUUAAUGACACAAAAUUUGCUGCACGCACUCUGUGAAUGAUGAAAAACGUACGUUUACCCACAAAACAAAGAUUGCGUGAUCUCAUCACACAGGGGGCAGCAUUAUCCCCCCUCCACCUCCCAAAUGCACCGCCCUGAAAUCUGGAAGGGGCCGUUUUUUUGAGACAGCGCCAAUGCAGAUCGCUACUGUAUGGGACAUCCUGCAGCUGCCUUUUCACUAUGGACACCAGGGCUUCAGCCAAUGGCUGCCCCCCUCUGGCUUUGAGCUUGGAGAAUGAAAUCAGACAAUUGUAAUUGACAGGAAAGCAGAGGAAACGCCCCAUUUAACCAGCACUCAUGCUGAAUCAAAUUACACACCCUCUGCGUCUGCCUUAGCCCCAGCCUGGGGAUUUCAGAGGGCUAGAGGAGAGCGGAUGGGGGUAGGGAUUAAAGCUGUUGAAUGAUAGGGGGGGAUUCAUUUUGGCUGUAAGAAGAGAGAAGUAGGCUCAAAAAAAAAAAAACCUUGCAGAUCUUGCAUUUUUAUUGGUCACUCAAGUCUUGCUGCAAGCUUUGAGUAGUUGUCACAUGAGGGCUAGUGUCGGUGAUUCAGCAGGCCUCUCUUUUGUUGUACUGGAGAACAAUUCAACUCGGCUUCUGUCUCAAAAAGGAAUUAACAAUUACAAAUUGUGUCUCCUAGCACACAAAGGGCCAUUCUUAAAAAAAAAAAAAAAACAUAAAGCAGACCACUCACAUUACGUGUGGACUGCAGGGAAAGCACUGUACUUGCAAAAAGUACCCUGAGCUCUAUCAGAUGUAGGAAUAAAGAAUAGUUAUGGUUUUAUGGAUGGAAAAAUUGCACAGUGGUUUGGCUUAAGCUUUCUACGACAAAUUCAAGGCAGUAUGACACUGUUCUUUGAACUAAGUAUUUUUGUUAUUUUGUUUUCUGCCUUAAUAUUUUUUAUUCAAAUAUCGCCAUUACUUUGGCUUACAAGGUAGCAACUUUGGCCUUUGAUAGUAUCGCCCCGUAGACAAACUUUUUGAAAGUACUUAUUUUUGGAGAAAAAAAAGAAUGUGAAUCAAACUGCUUGGGUGGGGAUCAGAGAGAUUCAGGAAAUUAGGCUCUUAAAACACUUUACUUAAAUAUAGAAAGUAGAGCACCUUAUACAAAACAUGCGCAAUUGAUGAAAACCAAACCGACCACUGAUGGUGAAUACAUUUCAUAGGAUUUGAAAGAAAUGCACAUAAGGAUUCCCUAUCAUUUUUUUUGUAUUAUGGUGGUUCUUGUUCUUCUUAAUGCUACAGUAGUACUAGUGGUAAUGUGGGAGACCUCUCGUCCAUUUAGUCCAUGCUGAUGACUUGCUGGAGGUUUGCACUGGUUUCAUGCAGAGAGGGCUACUUGGAGAGUCUCCCUGUUUAGACGCUGUAUAAGUUAAUGAGUAUUGUACUUUAUGGGAAAGCACCCUGAGCAUCUAUGUAAAUACAGUAUGUGUAUCGGUUAUGAACAUCCGGACAAAGGCCCGCUUAAAGUGAAGUUUUGAUUAUUUUGAAAAAGGCUGACGGUGUCAUUGUCAAUGUUUUAGCACAUGGAGUCUUAGGGAGAGUAAAUCUUUUAUAUAUGCGCCCCCAUCACCCUUUGGACUAUAAUAGUAUAUUAGAUAGAUUCCAUACAUUUAUGAAAUAUUAUUUAAACUGAUUAACUUAGUACUUCAUCCAAAUAGAGAAAAUAAAUGAACCACGUCUAUAAACUGUAAUAAUGAAUAUCCUUUUAUGACGCAGCUGAUGUAUAAAUCCAAGCUUGAAUUAAAACUCGAAGAAAUAUUGUGUGUAAUAACCUAGCCCUGAUGAGUAAAUCUGUUUCUAUGUAUAUUAGGAUGAAAAGCAAUAAUAGGACUAUACUGGGAUAAUACACAGAGGAGGUCUGCUUAGUCAGUUCUUGAAAUAAUAUUCUAUUCACAAAUCGACCUUGACUAUUAGGAUGCUGUUGCGUUUCUGUCUCACAUCGGCUAAAAUGUCAUUAUGGAUUCAUGCCAGUGUAGAAACAGAGAUAUAAUGAAUUAGUAACAGUUUCAGGAUAAUUAAUUGUUCUUGUUGUGUUCAUCAGGGUCAUUUAGUCAAUUGAUUGCUUUUUUUUUUUUUUUUUUACGUUGAAACUCAAUCAGAUCACAGGGUGAGUCAAGACAAACUUUAAGGAUUCCUGCUUUUUUUUUUGUUGGGAGUAGCACUGAAAAUAUGAACCUGCAUCUCUUUGUGACUUAAGGAGGAAAUCUCACUGCGCUGUAAAAGUGAUUCCUGGAGUGUAAACAAACAAACAGGACCAGAGUGUGAGCACGGAAGUCUCUUCUCUUUGUUCAAAAAAAAAAAGAAAAGAAAAAAAAGCUGGACAGGAUGACUUCACUUGUGACAGUGUGAUGUUUUGAAGGUCAGAAACAUACACAGCAGGGAGAGGUAGAGCAGCAUGAUGUGAUGUAGUUACACUCUGACUGCAGUCAUGUAGUGACCAUUAUUCUUCAUUAACUUACAGACAGAGGCAGGCGUGUUACCAAGCAUAUCUCAAGAGGAUUUCUGUUUACAUAGUAAGACUACGUUUCUGAUUUCAUGGCUCUACUUGCACCUACUUUUUUCAUGCGUAGGGUUUAUGAAAGAAAAGUGUCAGACAUAGCCAAAGAACAAAAUACAAGGAGAGGACACGGGCUAACGUACUACUCGAGUUAACUUAUUCUAGCAUGGAGAUCCGCUUGAUUUAGAGUUUAUUAUUAAGGAAUAAUCUUGUGGCUAGAUUUACUCUGUUUACCCCAAAAAGUCUUGGAGGCCACUCAGUCGAUAUCUGUGAAAUGAAGGCAUAUCAUGUUUCAGUGUUGUAAGAUUAGUUUGAUACUACAGGGGCGCCGGUAACAGACUUACUUCUCCCCAAAGAGAUCAGCCUAAAGCACAUCCUGGCACUUCCACAGUCCUUUGAGUGAUUUUUCUAGCGCCCUGGUUGAGCUUGUUUUGUGGGCACAAAAAUAGUCCAGGGAAGGUCAAUCUCUCUGAGAAAAACGUGACCGGGGUUGAGAUUAAAAAGGGACUGUCCGAGUCGUUUGAUAAAAUAGUCUGCAAAGAAUUCACAAUGACAAGCCAGUGGAAAUCCAGACCCUAACUCCUCAUUUUCUAAACCCCUCGGAGUAAACUGUGAGGGGGUUUUCUCUUUCGAUGUAAGGUCAGUGUGAUAGUGAACAAAGCAACACUGUGCUUUUAGUUGAUAUCAUUUAGAGAGCCAUCGACUGUAUCCUUAAGUUUAACUGCAUGUAAGUAAAGUAUAGUACAGUAGGUAAGAUUUAUCCGAAGAAAAAAAAAAGUUAAGAUGGCAUAAAGAAUUCAUCAGCCUGAUACCUAAAGUGUAUACAAAGCUUUAAGACCUAACGUGAACAUCGGUCAAAGAUCAUAUAUUUACCGUGUAGUUUAACUAAUCGAUACAUAAAGUUUAAUUAUGAUUCUUAAGAAUAUGCUAAAGUGUAAGUUUCAUUUGUCCAGCUCACCCAGUGUGAGAUCCUUUUUGAAUUCAGUGGUGCCACAAAGGGGUGGGGGGUGACUCACAGUGACAUUUGAUGCAUUAAGUUCUUGUUAGUAUUAUUUACGAUAUUGUAUUAAGCUUACUAUUAUAGUAAUGGUAGAAACUGUUGAUGUUUUUUCUUCUCUUGAUAUGAAAAGGUCUUUAUGCAUUUAUGUAGAAUCCCUUUUUUUUUUUUAAAGGAGUGAUAGGAAAUCCUUAUUUUCAAUGGAUGCACUUAAGCAAUUGUACCAACCUGUCGAAAUCACACAUUGAGCAAGUAAUGCAUUUGAAUGUAAAAAAAAAAAAAAAAAAAAGACCACUCAACUCGAUGCACUCCUUAUGCUUAUUGUUUUGUCAAUUUACAAGUGAGCUUUAAGUUUUUUUGUUUUUUUUAUAAAGAAUUUGCGACAGGUUUUCAACGUAGACUAUAUUUGAGUUCUUCCACAUACAUUUAUAGAAAGUAACUUAAAAUGAAUAAAAAAAGAAAAAAAAACAUAUUACAAUUUCUCAAAUCUAUUUUGCUAACAUGGGUUAUUAUUUCAUAGAAAGCAGAGGAAAAACAAAGUCAGUAUCUGGAUGUUAUUUAUGAAAGUACAAAAAAGAAAAAAAAUGAAGCAACAUAUUUAUGAGUAACCUCAAGACAUUUUGUUUUUUAAUUAAAAAUGACAAGAAGUUAAUAUAUUUCUAAACACAGGGAAGUCAGUUUCUACUAAUAAGUACAAAUGAGAAAAGAAGUUUAGAAGUUUUAUUUAUGAAAGUUACGGCCGCUCGGCUUUUUCCACGUUCUUCGUGAUUAAUGGAGGACGAGGAAGGAGAGCUCCCCGUGGCUUAAAUUUUAACUUCAGACGUGCACGACUACAACAUCAGUGCGGUCACAAUGGAAUAAUGACAGAAAAUAAUAUAAUAUUUUUUAGAAUUUGGAGAUAUUUUAGUCACAGAGCAUCAAUUUUGUGCCUCAAUUCUAUAUUUUUCCUGCAUCAGCAUUCUUUGUGUGGUGCUGCUUGCUGUUACCCGUUCUCCCCCCUUCGACUAAGCCCAUGUUACUGACUGAAACACAUAACUCAUUUCCUCUGUAAUCUAAACUCACUUUUACUUAUCAAACCUAUAAAACAUGUUACGACUGCAAUGCUUGGAAUGAAUGAGGCGACGCUGUGACCCCUCUGCCAAUGGGGCCACACACAGCUUGUACACACUUUCAUUCAUACAUUUUCUACAUCUACUACUCAGACAGCUUGUGAUCACUAGCAACAGAGCAUAAUCAGCCUUAAGGCAGCCUUUAUGAGAGACUUCACCUGAUGUGCUAAUUAGGUGAAGUUUGCAAAUCGAGCGGACACAUCUAGGGGAGGACAACAGCGCACUGUGUAGUAGAUCUAUGUAACUAGAUGCACACAUAUACACACACGACAGAUUCAUUACCGUACUAGUUUGCAUGUAUGUUGUAUGGUCACUUAGACAGGAGGAAUAGCGCAGGUCCUGUGUUGUCCUUGAACAUAGGAACACUUGGGCUGUUUCUCCUCUGUAGAUUUUCAUAGUUGGGAGUCUCUUUGGAAAGUGAAACAGUUGACAUGAGUUUGGAGCCAGGCAAAGAGAACAUUUCAGUCCCCACAUUAAAGUUGGAUUUUGUAUUCUCAGUUACCUGAUAGAAGAUGAAAGACUGUUUUGCACCUCAUAUGAAUUAACUUGAAGUUCUUAGUUUGUGUAAAAAGUAGAUACAGUGAAGAAAACUUGACAAAAAAACAAAAAAACACAACAAUAGCACAUUUUCUGCUGCACGUAAAAAGAUGGGGGCUGAAGUGGCGUUCGCUGGUGAAACUCGCAACCUUUUCCAAAGAGGCCAAAACAGUCUGACAGUUUGUCUUUGGUAGCGUUUCCAAUUUUUCCAGCACAGUAGAGGUGUUUCAUACCGGUCUAAUAGUGGUUGUAGUGCAUUAGUUUUUGGGCCAGCAUCACCUGGCGAUAGUUUCUGGUUUCUCUGUGAACAGUGAAAGAGGGUCGCCUUCACGGCCCUCUGUGGCUGACCGUCAACUUUGAUGGAUGGAAAAAAAAAGAAGUCUUUGAACUCUGUUACAGUAUGCCGUGCCCUAACAAGGCAUGUGAUAUUGCAGGUUUAUUUGUUAUAGCAAAUGUUUUUUUGUGAAUUACAUUUUUUGGAGACAUUUUUAUUAUUAUUAUUGUAUCUGCGCCAUGUUAGUUCUGGUUCUUUGUUAUUUUUCCAAGAUUCAAGAUGUAUUGUAAAUGUUUCUAAUAAAACAAAAAUGAAAUGAU
Labrus mixtus (cuckoo wrasse) is the source of this 9398-nucleotide messenger RNA. RefSeq names its product mex-3 RNA binding family member A (gene mex3a). The transcript has 2 exons. The record is from RefSeq and is a predicted model, not a curated record. Bases 101 to 1675 code for a protein of 524 amino acids. NCBI's taxonomy places the organism in Eukaryota, Metazoa, Chordata, Actinopteri, Labriformes, Labridae. Gene Ontology annotation, molecular function: RNA binding.